GCGGGCGGGGCGGCCUCGGACCGUCGAGCCGCUCCUGGAGCGGCGCCGCCCUCCCGGUCACCUCCUCCCUCUCCGUGUAGUUGGUGAGGUCCCUGGAGGGACAGAAGGUGUCCUCCCGGGUCCAGGCCCUGACAGGCAGCUAGGCGGCCGAGGGCGCGGAUGCUCGCAGGCGUGCGCGCGUAGGAGGCGGCUGCGCUCUUCCCACAGGGCCCGGGCGCGGCCUGAGGAACCCGGCUCAGCCAGGACGCUCAGUGGCCGUGGACCGGGCCUUGGGUGCGCGCGAGGCGGCGGAGGCGGCGGCGGCGGCGGGAACCCCGGGUCCCCAGGCCGCGCGAACCGAUCCCGAGGCGCCUCGCCCACGCUCGCUCCUCUUCCCCCGCCCCGCUCCGCUUCCUUCCUCGGUUCAGCGCGGGCCGGACGCGAACCGGGGGCCAGCCUCGGGGCCGUUCAACUUGGCGGCUCCGGGCCCGCUGCCCGCGCGCUAGUUGUGAGGCGUGGCCGGGCGAAGGAGGCGCUUGGGGGGCGUGGGGCUCCCCAGCUGGAGGCUGCGGCGGCGGCGGCGAUCGAGAGGGCGCGCGGGACAAUGAGCUGGGCAGCUGCGCGCCGCGGCCGCCUUUAGCUGGCUGAGCCGGCCCACCUGCGAGCACGAUGGCCCGCAUGCCCGAGCCAGGUGUCCCGCUGCUUUAAGGCCGGAGCGCCCAGAUCGCGGCGCGCUGCGGCCGGGGCGGCGGGGACGGUUCCUUUAUUAAUUCCUUUAUUUGUGGGAGAGCUCUCUGAGCAGCCGCGAUGGCCAGCACCAGGAGCAUUGAGCUGGAGCAUUUUGAAGAACGGGACAAAAGGCCGCGGCCGGGGUCGCGGAGAGGGGUUCCCAGCUCCUCCGGGGGCAGCGGCAGCUCCGGCCCCAAGGGCAAUGGGCUCAUCCCCAGCCCGGCGCACAGUGCUCACUGCAGCUUCUACCGCACGCGGACCUUGCAGGCCCUCAGCUCGGAGAAGAAGGCCAAGAAGGCGCGCUUCUACCGGAAUGGGGACCGCUACUUCAAAGGCCUGGUCUUUGCCAUCUCCAGCGACCGCUUCCGUUCCUUCGAUGCGCUCCUCAUGGAGCUCACCCGCUCGCUGUCAGACAACGUGAACCUGCCGCAGGGCGUCCGCACAAUCUACACCAUAGACGGCAGUCGGAAGGUCACCAGCCUGGACGAGCUGCUGGAAGGUGAGAGUUACGUGUGUGCCUCCAAUGAACCAUUUCGUAAAGUUGAUUACACCAAAAACGUUAAUCCGAACUGGUCUGUGAACAUCAAGGGCGGUACCACCCGAGCCUUGGCCGUGGCCUCUGUGAAAAGUGAAGUGAAAGAAAGCAAGGAUUUCAUCAAACCCAAGUUAGUGACUGUGAUUCGAAGUGGAGUGAAGCCUAGGAAGGCUGUGCGGAUCCUUCUGAAUAAAAAGACUGCCCAUUCCUUUGAGCAGGUCCUAACGGAUAUCACCGACGCCAUUAAACUGGACUCGGGCGUGGUCAAGAGGCUCUGCACCCUGGAUGGAAAGCAGGUUACUUGUCUGCAAGACUUUUUUGGUGAUGAUGAUGUUUUUAUUGCAUGUGGACCUGAAAAAUAUCGUUAUGCCCAAGAUGACUUUGUCCUGGAUCAUAGCGAAUGCCGGGUACUGAAGUCAUCUUAUUCUCGAGCCUCGGCUGCUAAGUAUUCUGGAUCCAAAAGCCCAGGGCUCUCCCGCCGCAGCAAGUCACCAGCUUCAGUAAAGAGGGCUGGCCACACCAGUGCCUGUUCUUCAGCCAAAUCCCCAGUGAACGGAACUCCCAGCAGCCAGCUCUCCACUCCUAAGUCCACGAAGUCCUCUAGUUCCUCUCCAACCAGCCCGGGAAGUUUCAGAGGAUUGAAGCAGGUUUCUGCUCCAGGCAGAUCUUCUUCCAAUGUGAACGGUGGACCUGAACUUGACCGCUGCCUGAGUCCUGAAGGUGUGAAUGGGAACAGGUGCUCUGAGUCAUUGACCCUUCUGGAGAAAUACAGAAUCGGGAAGGUCAUCGGAGAUGGCAACUUUGCUGUAGUUAAAGAGUGUAUGGACAGGUCUACUGGAAAAGAGUUUGCCUUAAAGAUUAUAGACAAAGCCAAAUGCUGUGGAAAGGAACAUCUGAUUGAGAAUGAAGUGUCAAUACUGCGCCGAGUGAGACACCCCAACAUCAUCAUGCUGGUUGAGGAGAUGGAGACGGCAACUGAGCUCUUCCUAGUGAUGGAGCUGGUCAAAGGUGGAGAUCUCUUUGAUGCAAUUACUUCUUCAACCAAGUAUACUGAGAGAGACGGGAGUGCCAUGGUGUACAACCUAGCCAACGCCCUCAGAUACCUGCAUGGCCUCAGCAUUGUACACAGAGAUAUCAAGCCCGAGAAUCUUCUGGUGUGCGAAUAUCCGGAUGGAACCAAGUCUCUGAAACUGGGAGACUUCGGGCUGGCAACAGUGGUUGAAGGUCCUUUGUACACAGUCUGUGGCACCCCGACUUACGUGGCACCAGAAAUCAUUGCUGAAACCGGUUAUGGCCUGAAGGUGGAUGUUUGGGCAGCUGGCGUGAUCACAUACAUCCUUCUCUGUGGAUUCCCACCAUUCCGGAGUGAGAACAAUCUCCAGGAAGAUCUCUUUGACCAGAUCUUGGCUGGGAAGCUGGAGUUUCCAGCCCCCUACUGGGACAACAUUACAGAUUCUGCCAAGGAAUUAAUCAGUCAAAUGCUUCAGGUAAACGUUGAAGCGCGCUGUACUGCGGGGGAGAUUCUGAGUCACCCCUGGGUGUCCGAUGACGCAUCCCAGGAGAAUAAUAUGCAGGCUGAGGUUACAGGUAAACUAAAACGGCACUUUAAUAACGCGCUCCCCAAACAGAACAGCACCGCCACCGGGGUCUCCGUUAUCAUGGUCCAAGGCCAUGAACACGGCUCUAGAUAAAGAGGGGCAGAUUUUCUGCAGCAAGCACUGUCAAGACAGCAGCAAACCCGCCAGGGAGCGGACCUCGCCUGUCCCUCCCCCAGCCCGGGAGGCCCCUCCCCCACCAGAGUCUCCCAAGCCCCCUCGUCCUCCAGCCGCCUCUGGCUGUGAUCCUGCAGGGACCUGGCGCCGCCACCGAGACUGAACUCUGCGUAGACAAGCCGGGAGCUGCUCGCCGCCUGCCAGGAAGGCCACUCUUCACCAGGCCUCAUCUCCUUGCUGAAAGAGCCUUUCUGUCCUGACUGCUGUUUUGACAGUUUGUUGGCAUGUUCUGUCACGGCCUGGGAACAGGACUGGGGUAUCAUGGAGCCAGUGUUCAGGAUGGCCUCGCGUACCCUGGGUUCUGCCCUCUCUAGUUCCGGGCCAUGUCACGCCACGUCAGUUGUGGAGACAUAUUUGGAAUGACUCAUUUUAAAUCAGCGUGUUUCUAGUUGAAUAGACACUUGGCCGCUCACACAGACAAUGUGCAGCUUUUAUCUGGAAUUACAUUCUUUUUAUAGAAAUGCAUCAGAUGAACUAGGAUUCUCCUACUGAAGGAUACUCCAAGUGCUCCCUUCUCACGGGGACACAGUUGUGAUUGUUCCUUUGUAAUGUCCUGUGAGAAGCAACAUGGCCACCUCCUCUUCAUAGGAAGCCCGAGGCUCCUGGCUUCCGAAGAGAAGAAAUGAUCACCCUCGGAUUCCUGACCUAGGGAAUGCAUCCUGAUACCCCAGGAAGCAGCUUCCCUCUGGCUGGGGUGCAGGGCUCACAGACCUAGCAGACACGGCUUCAGUUUCCCCUAACUUUCCCAACACAUGUAUUAAGCGCUUAUGAAGUUGGCCUGGGGCUUUUCAGUGGACUGUGUAGCAGCUCUUGGAAGUGCAGGAUGAGCUUGACUGCAUCCCCACCAGGCUCUCCUCCCCCUCUGCUGUCCAUGAAGAGUACUCCAAAGCCAUGGCAGGUCGCUGAGACCCAGCGGGGACUGGGGCGCAUGGUGCUCCUUGAAUGUCCUGUGACAACCUUCUGGAAGGCUGCUGGCAGUUUUUCCUUUUUUUCCACUGCCCCACACUUUUUAAUAAUUGUAUAGAACUGUGUAUUGUUUUACCUGCUUGUCUUCUAAACUGGUGGGCCCUUCAGCUCACUCUCAUUGUUAGAUUUUUGCCUUCUCCAAGUAUCCCCGACCUGCAAUAAACUCCUCCCUCUUCGGAAAAGCCAUGGGGUGGGCAGAG
Molecule: messenger RNA, 4181 nt
Organism: Onychomys torridus (southern grasshopper mouse)
Lineage: Eukaryota; Metazoa; Chordata; Mammalia; Rodentia; Cricetidae
Gene: Dclk2
Product: doublecortin like kinase 2
Exons: 18
Coding region: 787-2934 (715 amino acids)
Biological process (GO): protein phosphorylation; intracellular signal transduction
Molecular function (GO): ATP binding; protein kinase activity
Source: RefSeq, a predicted model, not a curated record